Messenger RNA from Etheostoma spectabile (orangethroat darter), 4599 nucleotides. RefSeq names its product adhesion G protein-coupled receptor E1. The transcript is spliced from 17 exons. NCBI's taxonomy places the organism in Eukaryota, Metazoa, Chordata, Actinopteri, Perciformes, Percidae. Gene Ontology annotation, biological process: adenylate cyclase-activating G protein-coupled receptor signaling pathway; cell surface receptor signaling pathway. The record is from RefSeq and is a predicted model, not a curated record. Gene Ontology annotation, cellular component: plasma membrane. Gene Ontology annotation, molecular function: G protein-coupled receptor activity; calcium ion binding. The coding region runs from base 529 to 2736 and encodes 735 amino acids.
AAGGAAAUGUGAAAGACGGUGGGGGUGGGGUUAUGAAAGCAAUGUGAUACGCUGCCAGUGUGAGAAAUGUGUUCACAUGGAAAGAUAUGGAGUGAAAAAAAGAGUAAGAAGGAGUGAUGUGACAAGACAAGGCCACACAGAUGAGUGAAAGGGAGAAAGAGAAAGAGAGAGAGAGAGAGAGAAAGAGAGAGAGAGAGAGAGAGAGAGAGAGAGAGAGAGAGAGAGAGAGGGAGGGAGGGAGGCGUGCUCAGACUGAGAUUGAAUCUAAGGGAGGAAGAAAGCUGGUGAAGGUUCACUGUUAUUUUCCCGGCCACACAAUUAUCUUCUACAGAAAGGAUUUAUCUUUGUUUAUUUGAUUCUCACACUGGAUUUUAUGGACUGUGGACUACAGAGAAGUCAGAAAAAAACAAAGCUUUCUUGAACAUUGUGACAGGUUCUGAACUCUUAUUAUAAGACAUCAACCAAAUUUACAAGAUUUACAACUAAUUCAAGUCAUCAGCUGUGUGGGGAUAGCGGUUUGCUUUUGUCAUGGGGUCUGGGAAGGAGCUACUUCUUCUUGGCUUAUUGAGCAUUCUUGGGAAAUGUUUCUCUGAGUGUGGCAACGGCUUUGACGAAUUUAACGGUGUCUGUGUUGAUCAAAAUGAGUGUGAAGAUCCAAGACAUUGUGGGGAACACACAAAGUGCUUCAACACGAAUGGCAGCUUCUACUGUCAGUGCAUGCCAGGCUUCAAAAAUGUUAAUGGGUCCGUUAACUUUACGCAGGACAGUGGACAGUGCAAAGAUAUCAAUGAGUGCACCAAUGUAUCCAAUGCCUGCGGUAAAACUGCAUCUUGUCAAAACCUGAUUGGGAGCUACAACUGCACGUGCCACUUUGGUUACAUCAACAACAGUAGCCAUGGAAACUGCACAGACAUAGAUGAAUGCCUCGAAGCUGAAAAGAAAAACGAAGAUCUCUGUGGAGUGAAAGGGACUUGUGAAAACAGUAAUGGGAGUUACCAGUGCAAGUGUUCAGAAGGAUACACCACUUAUGGCAACAAAAGGACCCCAUGCUCAGCGCUCGACUGUGACAGCUUCAAUGGAUACAACGUGAUUGCACCGUUGCUCGGAGGCCUGGCAGACAUUUUGUCCAUGAUGAGAAACAGCUGUUUUGCUCUGUCAAAACCAAGUGCCGCUGGUGAAGUCAACACAGAUGGAGAUGCACUACUGGAGAACCUUUUCACAGCGACCGACGCCUUCCUGUCCCCCGGUCAACUGGACAGCAGUGAAGAUGUGAGUGGAUUGCUCAGUACGAUGGAGAACGCUAUUUUGCUCAUUGGCCCACAGCUCAAAAACAACCGCAGACAAAUAGGGACCUCUGAGACAGAUCUGGAUAUUGCAGUGCAGAGGGGAAAGACUCCACCCACUGGGCCAAUCCAUCUGACCAACGAGAAUGCUACACUUGACACUGACUGGACAACAGCAGCAGGGACGGGAUCGUACCCUGGUUUUGCUCUGGCUGCGUUGUUGAGCUACAAGAACCUUAAGAUAUCUGUUAACCAGUCCUUUGACGCGCUCACAGGACAUAAAAAAGAUGGUGUGAACCCCUCCUUUCAGAUCUUCUCUAGAGUUGUGUCUGUUGUGGUCUCCAACCCAUCCACUCAGAACCUGAGCCGCUCCGUCAACAUCACCCUCAGACAUUUACAGGAUGUUGAAGAGUCAGCUAACUUGAAUUACGUCUGCACAUUCUGGACUGAGAGUGGGGCCUGGUCCACAGGUGGUUGUUAUCAACAGCACUCCAAUGCCACACACACUGUGUGUACAUGUGAACAUCUGAGCAGCUUUGCUGUACUCAUGGCACUCUACCCCAUAAAGCACACGUUUGGGCUCCAGCUGGUGACCAAGAUAGGACUGAUCAUCUCCCUGCUGUGCCUCAUACUGUGCAUCCUGACAUUCAAAUUCUGCCGCUCAAUACAAGGAACCCGAACCACCAUCCACCUGCACCUCUGUAUCUGCCUUUUCAUAGCUGACCUUGUAUUUCUGGCUGGCAUUUCACAAACUAAACCUGUGGGCGGCUGCAGGUUUGUUGCUGCGAUGCUUCACUACUUCUUCUUGGGAGUGUUUACCUGGAUGCUGUUAGAAGGGGUGCAGCUGUAUCGCAUGGUGGUCCUGGUGUUCAACGCCACCAUUCGGCCCCUCUACUUGUAUGUCAUUGGUUAUGGGACACCCCUUGUUAUCGUCAUCAUAUCUGCCAUCAUUAGACCAAACGAAUAUGGCACUGACCAGCACUGCUGGCUGUCCCUGAAAGACGGCCUCAUCUGGAGUUUCUACGGCCCCGUGUGCUUCAUUAUCAUCAUCAACGUUUUCUUUUUCCUCGUCACCGUCUGGAAGCUCGCCCAGAAGUUCACCAGCCUCAACCCAGACCUCUCCAAACUGCACAAAAUGAAAGCUUUCACAGUGACAGCUAUCGCGCAGAUGUGGGUACUUGGUCUGAUGUGGGUGUUUGGGGCCUUCCUGUUUCAAGAGGACACUACAACAGCAGCAUACAUCUUUACUAUCCUCAACAGCCUGCAGGGAGCGCUGGUCUUCGUCAUGCACUGCCUACUGUCUAAACAGGUGAGAGAGGAGUAUGCCCAUUUUGUCUCCUGCAUCUGCACACCACAGAAGAAGAGAUUCUCGGAGUUCAGCAGUACCAAUCCAUCCAGUAGUCAGUCACAAGGUUCUCGCAGUGGGCAGCAUACCGGAGAAUCCCAAAUAUGAGGCGCUUUACAUUUUAUUGUACCCCAGAGACAGACUACCACACCUUUAACCUAUCUCGGCUGAAUUGGCCCUUGCCGGUUUGGAUGACUUCAUUUUUACAAUGUUGUUAUUUCAAACUUUACUUUAGUUUUGGUUGUAACACAGCACCAAUUGUUUAAUGUUACAUCUAAUUAAACAACUAAUUAAAUCAGAUAGGUCUGAGGGGUCGUCUGAUUAGCCCCAGUAGUUACAUUGCAGAACUUUCAGACCCUAAUAAAGUUGAUGGGACCAAAAUAUUUUUUAACUAUAAACCUUAAUCUACUAAGCAGCCCCAUCUGACAGUUGAUUACUAAAGUAAUUCUUUACAUGUGUCAUUACUGUCAGAGUAAGCAAGAAGUAGCCGACUUCUGUCUUUUUUUUAGGAUCUCUGUGAACGUGACGGUAUUUCAGUGUCUUAUUGAUUUAUCCAAAACAUAUCAAAAUCAGAAUAUAAGCUGUAUUGUCUUUGAAGGGAUUAAAAGUGAUACACACAGUACAUACUGUAUAACGACAAAGACUAUUUAUUUUCAAGUGCAGACUAUCAAGUCUAUAUUAUGUAGGCUACAAGAAAAUAGAAGUGACGCUCUUUAUGUUUAAAGCAUGAGCAAAAGGUUUGCACUGUACUUUGUGGAAAAAAGGGUGGGGAUGAUUUUUGUUCAUUCGAUGUUCACAUAAAUUAUUCCAUGUUUCCAAAUUGUUUACCAGUAUGUCGUAAUGGUGUAAUGGAUGAUGCAAAUGACCCAUGAAGUGCCUCUGAUGUUUCCUGCAUGUUCCUGCUAAUCCCAUGUAGCAAGGAUUUCAUGCAUUUUUAUUUUUUCUAAAUAUUUCAAACAAAAUAAGUGACUUUUUGUAAUCACUUAUGGCUAUUUUUGCGAUUAAUAAUAUCUCUUAAUUUGCAAUUGAGCUGUAUUUUUGCCACUGGCAUGUGUAAAGAUAGAUAGAUAGAUAGAUUCUUUAUAAUUUGGAAAUACAGAAAAACAAAUCCAACCCAUAAUAGUUUCUUCGGAAAUUCAUGAAAACAGACCCACCCUUCUGAUAAGCUUCCUGCAAUCAAACUGUGUUUAUGGAAUACAAUUCCAUGAUGUUGUCAUGUUUUCUUAUAAUAGCUGUAGCCUAUGUCAACACACACUGUAGACAUAGGCUGUCACUGUUAGUGACUGUAAGGUACCACAUCCCUGAAAUGAGAACUUUAACCAUUUUGAUGGGAUUAAAUGGGAAUUGGGAAUGUACAGACCUGAGUAUGUUGUUGCACUUUUCUGUUGCAAAAGUUAUAAGCAGCAUAUCUUCACACACACGGUGCAUGUGUAAUCAAGAAGACUUGAGAACCAGCCUCACUUUCAGAAACUGAACAGUUUACUUGUUGUAAUAAAGCUAUCAAGUAUAUAUAUAUAUAUAUAUAUAUAUAUAUAUAUAUAUAUAUGCAGAAAAAGAGAGAUUGAGAGAGUAAUUUUGGAUUCCAAAUCACUAUUUUUAUGCAAUUGGUUUUGUCCUGUACUGUUUUUUUUUUUUUGUAUAUAUCUGUGAAACUGAUUGUAAGACCACGUGUAUGUGUCGGUUUUAACAACUAAUCUGUUAUAGGUCUUACGUGUGGCUGUACUUUUUUAAAUACUUUUUAUUCAUGCAUUGCAAAGUGUAUUUCAUGUGAAAAAAGCUACGUGCAUUAUGCAGCAUUUUGUGAAUGUAAGGAUCUUAUUGUUAAAAUAUACUAUAGUUGUUUAUCCUUUGAAGGUAUAGGCCUAUAUAAAGUUAUUUUUCUACUUUGUUUUGAUUUUGUUUGGUAGCCUACUGUUUUCUUCAAAGAUUAUGCACCGCACAUUUUUAUAAAAGCUUCUACUUCAUCUGAAA